Molecule: messenger RNA, 618 nt
Organism: Capronia epimyces CBS 606.96
Lineage: Eukaryota; Fungi; Ascomycota; Eurotiomycetes; Chaetothyriales; Herpotrichiellaceae
Exons: 3
Coding region: 1-618 (205 amino acids)
Biological process (GO): tail-anchored membrane protein insertion into ER membrane
Cellular component (GO): GET complex
Source: RefSeq, a predicted model, not a curated record
AUGGUCUCCCUCCUCGUCACCGUCUUCCUCAUCCAGUUGGUCUGCCACCUGAUACUGACCAUCGGAUCCAAACCUUUCAACGACCUGCUAUGGCAACUCUACUGUCGGCUGCCAUUCCAGUCCUCUCACGAUAUCCAAGAACAGACUCGUCUCCGCCGUGAAGUGGUCCGUCUGAAAAGAGAAAUGAACGCUGUCAGUGCCCAAGACGAGUUCUCCAAGUGGGCGAAAUUGCGAAGACAACAUGACAAGGCCCUGGAAAAAUACGACAAGCAAGCUGCCGCUGUCUCGUCCGCACGAACGUCCUUCGACACUAAAGCUACGGCGAUCCGAUGGACAUGCACGAGCGGGCUGCGCUUUGCGCUGCAGUUCUGGCAUGCGAAGACGCCUGUUUUCACCUAUCCGCGGGGCUGGUUCCCCUGGUACAUCGAAUGGUUGCUCGGGUUUCCCAGAUGCCCAUACGGUGGCGUGAGCAUCAAUGUCUGGACCGUCGCUUGCGCCACAGUCAUUGCACUAGUAUGGGAUGUGGCAGUCUACAUUAUACAAUACGCGCGCGGGAUCCAGGUGGCCGAGAAGCAAAAGGUCAGAGUGCCGGCGUCAGUGGGAGAGAAGAACAGAUGA